AUGAAGAGGCGAGAGUUCAUUAAAUCUGAUUUGAACCCGCCCUACACACGACUGUGUAAAGAGGUUAUUAAACCCACCACCAAGCUAUUUGGGGAUGACCUCUCCAAGCACCUUAAGGAAGUGUCGGAAGCCAAAAGGGCUGGACAGCAAAUGCAAAAAACUGUGUUUUCUGCAAAGGUUAUGAAAAAUCGAGGCUACCGGUACAAACCAUACGAUAAACGACAACCAGUUUUGGCCAGACUUGGCAACCUGGAAACAACAGGCGUCUUUUUUAGGACACAGUCGGGCGACCAGCCAAACAACGAUGGGGCCGAGAAGGCAGAGCAACCACAACAACAAAUCCCAGUAACCCAAGAGGUAAUAUUUAACUAUUCAAACACUAACGAUUUCGCUAAUAUAUCAAUUAGUGUAUUACACAAAUCACGCAUGUACUUUCAUGCUGGUCAAGUGAGACACUUUAUAUAGAAUUGGGCCAUACUGACUAGUGACCCAUUCAUUUUAAAUGCUGUAAAGCAUUAUCACAUUCAAUUUGAGGGGGAUUUCGCUAUACAAACACAAAGGCGUAACCAAAUCAGAUUUUCUGCAGAGGAAACACAAAUAAUAGAUUCAGAUGAUAGAUGUCAAAAUGUGUUAUUGGACCUGCCUGUGUGACUCCAGAAAGUUUUGUAUCCACCACUUUCAUUAGGCUUAAAAAGAAUAGUUCACACAGGAUGAUACUGAACCUCAAACCAUUUAAUAAGUUUGUGGAUUACAACCAUUUUAAAAUGGAUAUAUUUCAAAUUGCCAUGAAACUUAUCCGACCUGGAUGUUUCAUGGCAUCAAAUGACCUUAAGAUGCCUACUAUUCUAAACCAGUUGGGGAUGAGGAUAGGAAAUUCCUUAUGCUCGAAUGGGAAGGAACCUUUUACCAAUUCACUUGUCUCCCUAAUGGGCUUUCCAGUGCCCCUAGGGUUUUUACAAAAAUCUUAAAGGCUGUGUACUCUCAUUUGAGAGGUUUAGGAGACACUUGUAUGGGUCACAUUGAUGAUUCCUUAUUACUAGGCUACGACCAUGAAGCUUGUAAAAACAAUAUUGUAGAUUCUGCAAAAUUGUUCCAACAAUUGCAGUUUGUCAAACACCCUGAGAAAUCAGUUUUGCAUCCAGCACAAGCUAUAGAAUUCCUUGGAUUUGAGAUGAAUAGCCUGCCUAUGACAGUGGAGGCUUAUACCUAG
Messenger RNA from Paramuricea clavata, 1210 nucleotides. The record is from the annotation of a GenBank genome assembly. NCBI's taxonomy places the organism in Eukaryota, Metazoa, Cnidaria, Anthozoa, Malacalcyonacea, Plexauridae.